UGGUCAACAUAAAGACGAAGAGGGAGGCGUUAACUGUUUAAGGUGGUCUCUGACUUUUUUGUCUCUUUGUCCGCUUUCUCUUUCUCUGUCUAUCUCUGGUUUUUACCAAUCCAUUAAUUAAUGAAAUUUGGGAGAGAAAAAGUUGUGCUUGGCAACAUUUACAAAAUGAAUCAGAGAAACCCUCCUCCGUCUAGCCAACCCCAUCCCUUGAAAAUGGUUAUAGAAGAUGGUUCGCCAUGAGAGGAGGGAGAAGGAGAAAUACCCAUUAAUUAAUGUUGAUUGGGAGAGAAAACUUUGUGGUCGGCAGCAACAUUCAGAAAAAGUAAACGCUUUAGAUGAGGAUCAGAGAAAUCAAAGAGUUUCGGAACCCUCCUCUCUUUCUCUCUUUCUCUCUCUCUUUCUCUCUCACUCUGUGUGGCCAACACUAUCCCUUGAAUUUGAAUAUGUUUUUCUCAUGUCAACGUCUCCAUUCCCGUUCUCCAUUCUCACCACCACCAGCACCUCUUCCACUCAUGCCCACUUUUGUUUCUCCAUCUUUCUCUCUCUCUGUUUACACCAUUACAUCCCACCAUUAUUCUUUCACCACCACCACCACGAAUAGAAGAUGCUCUCCCUUCUUUCUCUGUUUCUCUCUCAUGUUUUGCUUAUUCCCCUAUUGUCCCAAUUCAAGUAAACGUCUUUACUAGCAGAAGACUUGCUUUUGCUUCGGCUGCCUGUGUGCAAUACAAGACAGAGACAAGAGUCAUGCUUCUACGGCUGCAACCUUCGAGAUACGACAAUCCAGAGACGACCCUUUUGGUUUUGCUCUGUUUUCUGAUCCUCUUUUGCUUUCCCACGCCCCACCAUGCCUGCCAGGAACUCGAUCGAGUGUCUCUGUUGUCCUUCUCCUACAACCUCUCAACUCCUCUGAAUUGGUCUUCUUCUUCUUCCUCGGAUUGCUGUUCUUGGGAAGGAGUUUCUUGCGAUGGUGGUUGGGUCACCACUCUAUGGCUUCCGUACAGAGGACUCAGAGGGCUCCUCUCUGUCUCUCUUGCUAACCUCACCCACCUCUCUUACCUCAAUCUCUCACAUAAUUUUCUAUCUGGGCCCCUUCCAUUUUCCUUCGUUUCGUCUUUUGAUAACCUAACGGCCCUCGAUUUGAGCUUCAAUCGUCUUUCCGAUGAAUUACCAACCUCUGCGUUACCCAAUCGUUCCUUGUCUCUGCAGAUUCUUGAUUUGUCGUCCAAUCUCUUCCAUGGAGAUUUUCGGUUUUCAUUCAUCGGAAAAGCUGAGAAUCUGUCGACAUUGAUCAUCAGCAACAAUAGCUUCACCGGUCAAAUUCCUUCUUCAAUAUGCCAGAAUUACAAAUUGCUUAAGCACUUGGAUUUCUCCUCCAAUGACUUCAGCCAAGAGAUUGCUUCAGUUCUUGGUAAUUGUUCGAAGCUGGAGGUGUUCAAAGCAGGUUGGAACCAACUUGUUGGAUCCUUACCCGAUGACAUCUAUGGCAUAGUUUCACUGCAGCAGCUCUCCCUUCCCGGCAACAACAUAUCAGGAACUAUAGAUGGAGCUGAUAAGAUCGUUCGCCUUGUCAACCUCACUGUUCUUGACCUUUCCUUGAAUAGAUUGACAGGGCAACUACCUCAGGAUAUUGGGAAGCUGACGAAAUUGGAACAGCUGAUCCUCCACAAGAACAAGCUCUAUGGUCCUCUGCCUCCAUCCUUGAUGAAUUGCGCAAAUCUCCGGGUCCUGAGUCUAAGUGUGAACGACUUCCAUGGGGAAUUAUCCGCCAUUGAUUUCUCCAAACUCAACCAAUUGAACACUCUGGACUUGGGAGUAAACAACUUUUCUGGUAAUUUUCCAGUGAGCCUAUACUCCUGUACAUCCUUAACAGCAAUUCGACUCACCAGGAACAAGCUCGAGGGACAAAUCCAGCCUGAAAUACUUGCAUUGAGGAACCUAUCUUACCUUGCAAUUUCGAUCAAUCAGCUGACCAACAUCACUGGAGCAUUUCGGAUUCUGAUGCAUAGCAGGAACCUCACCACACUUCUCCUCUCAAAGAACUUCAAGGGAGAAGCGAAUACCAUUGACAUAGAUCCUGACGGAUUCCAAAAUAUCCGGGCUCUGGCUAUUGGUGGUUGUCAGCUCACCGGCCCAGUGCCCAACUGGUUAGCUAAUCUCGGGAGUCUGGAGGUCUUGGAUUUGUCUGAAAAUCAGUUCACAGGCUCAAUCCCUGGGUGGUUGGGAAUACUACCAAGACUCUUCUAUAUAGACUUGUCUGGGAACUCUCUUACAGGAGAAUUGCCUCUGGAGUUCACAAGACUGCCCAGGCUGGUCUCAUCAGCUCCACUGGAUCAGGUUUUUCUGGAGUUACCUUUCUAUGUCAUUACCCAAAAUUCUGCUGGGAAAGUGUAUACUCAGCUCUCCGGCCUACCCCCUACGAUAAACCUGAGUAACAACAGCAUUAAUGGCAGCAUUCCUCCAGAGAUUGGCCAGUUGAAGAGCCUUCUUGUGCUAGACCUCAGCAUCAACAAGUUCUCCGGUGAGAUUCCUGACCAGAUGUCCAAUCUCUCCAACUUGGAAAUACUGAAUCUUUCAGGGAACAACCUCACGGGUGACAUCCCGUCUUCCAUUUCUCAGCUCCAUUUCUUGUCUUGGUUCAGUGUUGCAAAUAACAAUCUGGAAGGGCCUAUACCAGUUGAUGGUCAGUUUGAUACUUUCUCCAACUCCAGUUUUGUCGGUAAUCCGAGGUUGUGUGGUCCGCUUGUGCAACGGCCUUGCCACCCUCAAGAUGAGGGAACCACCACUAGUCCUGCAGCACCCAGAAAGAGAAUGAAUCUUGAACACCUUUUGGUAGUUCUCGGAAUAUGCUUAGGGUGUGGUUGUGUGUUCACUGUGUUAAUUCUUUGGAUAAUAUCCAAGAGGAUCAAACUCAGAAGAAAGGACAGUAACAAGAUUCAUCUGGAACUCAGUUCAUGCAGCUCCAAUUUUGGAAUAUCUCCCCUUGUGGUGGAGGAUUCCAGUCUGGUGAUGUUGUUCUCCGGCAACUCUAAUGAAUGCAAAGAUAUCACUGUAUCAGACAUCUUGAAAGCAACUAACAAUUUUGAUCAGGCAAACAUCAUCGGUUGUGGGGGAUUUGGUUUGGUAUAUAAGGCAACAUUACCAAAUGGAACCAAGCUGGCUGUUAAGAGACUGUCUGGAGACUUGGGUAUGGUGGAAAGGGAAUUCAAGGCUGAGGUUGAAUGCCUUUCCAAUGCUCAGCAUGAGAAUUUGGUCUCUCUGCGUGGUUACUGUGUGCAUGAGGGAUGUAGGAUGUUGAUUUAUUCCUACAUGGAAAAUGGGAGUCUGGACUACUGGCUGCAUGAGAAGACCGAUGGUCCAUCUAUACUUGACUGGCGUACUAGGCUGAAAAUUGUGCAGGGAGCAUGCUGCGGGCUUUCUUACAUGCACCAGAUCUGUGAGCCGCACAUUAUUCAUCGGGACAUCAAAUCUAGCAACAUCUUGCUUGAUGAGAAUUUUAAGGCUCAUGUUGCAGAUUUCGGGCUUUCACGAUUGAUCUUUCCAUAUGACACCCAUGUCUCAACUGAGCUGGUAGGGACCUUAGGCUACAUUCCUCCCGAGUAUGGGCAGGCCUGGGUUGCCACCUUGAGAGGAGAUGUGUACAGUUUUGGGGUUGUCAUGCUUGAGCUGCUCGCAAGGAAGAGGCCUCUUGAGGUCUUCAAUCCAAAAAUGUCAAGGGAGUUGGUUGGAUGGGUGCAGCAAAUGAAGUCUCAGGGCAAGCAAUAUGAAGUUUUUGACCCUCUUCUGAGGGGCAAGGGGCAUGAGAAAGAGAUGCUGAAGGUGCUUGAGGUGGCUUGCUUGUGUGUCAAUCAGAAUCCAUUUAAGAGACCAACUAUCAAGGAAGUUGAGGGUUGGCUUGAGAAUGUAGGGGCAGCCCCAGAGAUCCAAAUAUAAUGUUACAGGUUUCUAAGAUUUGGUCAUUCUUCAGAUAGUCUCAACUGUAGUUACAUUGAUCACAAACAAAAAUUUGCACCUUGUAUCAUAGCCACAGAGUUUCACCCUUCUAUAACUACACAAUAAAGGAAAAAUUGUUUUCAA
Macadamia integrifolia is the source of this 4074-nucleotide messenger RNA. RefSeq names its product tyrosine-sulfated glycopeptide receptor 1-like. Lineage: Eukaryota; Viridiplantae; Streptophyta; Magnoliopsida; Proteales; Proteaceae. The coding region runs from base 745 to 3930 and encodes 1061 amino acids. Gene Ontology annotation, biological process: protein phosphorylation. Gene Ontology annotation, molecular function: protein binding; ATP binding; protein kinase activity. The record is from RefSeq and is a predicted model, not a curated record. The transcript has a single exon.